Messenger RNA from Drosophila elegans, 1104 nucleotides. Its product is annotated as 28 kDa heat- and acid-stable phosphoprotein-like. The transcript has 3 exons. Bases 187 to 789 code for a protein of 200 amino acids. The record is from RefSeq and is a predicted model, not a curated record. NCBI's taxonomy places the organism in Eukaryota, Metazoa, Arthropoda, Insecta, Diptera, Drosophilidae.
ACUGCAGUUAAAAAAAGUAGCAAUUGGCAAAGCAAAAAUCUUCAUCAUUGACACUCCUAAUAAAAGUGAUUAUUUUUGCUCAUUUCUUAUUGAAGGCUGCCUGUGUAACUGCACUUUCUCAAAAAGGUAACGAAAAAGUAUUUUGGCCAGUCGAUUGGAGAAUAAGGAUUCUAGAUUGCCAGUAUCAUGCCACGUCGCAAGAACAUGAAUCACAAGGGUCGCAAUCGCCAGUUCACGCCAGUGGAUGAACUGCAACUGGAGCGGAACGGGAUCAGCCAGGACGAGGUGGACCCGGGCCAGGAUCAAUCGGGAAGUCAGCGGAAGAAGAAUUUGAACCUUGAUUCUGGGCACGCUUUCGAUCGUAUCCGUGGUGUCCACAGCCUGAUUGAGGUCUACAAUCCGAAUCGUUUGCCACGAGAGAAGCCAUUGAGCCUUCUCACAGCCAUGACAACUCGGGAUCAACAUUCCCAGCUGGAUGAAGCCAACCAAUGGGGGCGACAUGAGAGGAAGCGGGAGCGGAUUGAAAGCAAAAAUAUGCAGAGGAGCAGGGAGGCGAAGGCGGAUUUGGCCAGACUGGCAUUGGUUCGCCAGGAACGGGAGGCGGCUGCCGAGCGUCGGUUGGCCGCCAAAAAAGCAGCCGCCAAGGCUGCUACGUCCAGUUCUGAAAGUUUUCUCAAGAAGAUCAACCCCAAGCCACCGCUCGUGACUGUGGACUCACCACGUAAGGUCCUGGAACUAAACAGCCCCUCGGGCUAUCAAGCCAAAGACCGCACUGGAAGCAAAAAGUAAAGCAUGAGAUUAACCAACAAAAAUGGAAUACAAAAAAACGGUAGAACAUGUACAUAUAUUUAGAACGACCAGAAAUAACUCGACAAAACGUCCAAAACUAAAAGCCCAAAUAAUAAUAGGGCUUAAUCUAAAACAAAACUUUAAAAUGAUUUGAAAAUCACCCAAAUUAGAAGUUUAUUAGGAAACAAAAUCCAAAAGCCAAAGCUGUCGUUGAAAAAUUCAAAACAUCAAAUCACUGGCGACCAGCAAGACAUCGCUUUUUUAAAUGUCAUUUCUUUUGAUAUUUUCUAAUAAACAAAAAAGUCACAAGUAAAA